This is a messenger RNA of Acipenser ruthenus (sterlet), 3701 nucleotides long. Its product is annotated as mannose-P-dolichol utilization defect 1 protein-like. NCBI's taxonomy places the organism in Eukaryota, Metazoa, Chordata, Actinopteri, Acipenseriformes, Acipenseridae. The transcript is spliced from 7 exons. The coding region runs from base 64 to 792 and encodes 242 amino acids. The record is from RefSeq and is a predicted model, not a curated record. Gene Ontology annotation, biological process: oligosaccharide biosynthetic process.
UUCCUCAUCGGACAGUGAAGCCACGGGAAGUUGUUGUUUCCCAAUACCAAAGUGGGUGCCCUUAUGAUGGAGCCCUUCAGAGAAUUGUUGGUGAAGUUUCUCAUUCCAGAAAAAUGUUUCGAUGAGUUUUUUGUCAACUUCAACCUUCUGGACGUGCCCUGCUUGAAGAUCCUUCUUAGUAAAGGACUGGGAAUCGGCAUCAUCGCAGGCUCUGUGAUGGUGAAGCUGCCUCAGAUCUUCAAGCUCUUGGGAGCCAAGAGUGCUGAGGGGCUGAGUUUCAACUCCAUCCUGCUUGAACUGCUGGCUAUCACAGGAACCAUGGCCUACAGCAUCGCAAACAGCUUCCCCUUCAGUGCGUGGGGAGAGGCGCUCUUCCUGAUGCUUCAGACGGUUGUCAUUGGCUUCCUGAUCCAGCACUACAGGGGGAAUGCUUUGCGAGGUCUUGGGUUUAUAGCAGUUUAUUUAGCCUUGGUCUCCUUGUUGCUGUCGCCCCUUACCCCCAGGUCUGUUGUCACGACGAUGCAAGCCACAAAUAUGCCAGCCGUUGUAAUCAGCCGGUUGAUCCAGGCUGGCACUAACUUUCGCAAUGGGCACACAGGCCAGCUGUCUGCUAUCACAGUGUUUCUGCUGUUCGCAGGAUCCCUGGCCAGAAUAUUCACCUCUGUGCAGGAAACGGGUGACCCCCUAAUGGCGCUGACGUACGUGGUGUCUUCAUGUUGUAACGGGAUCAUCGCGGCCCAGCUGCUCUACUACUGGAACGCCAGGCCAGCCGACGAGAAGAAGCGCCAGUGAAAGCAGAAACAGAAACCGAACAGACUGGAGGAGUAAGAAAGCGGGCUCGAACACCAGCAGCCUCCCCGUGUUCUUACAAGACUCUUACUAAGACUUCCUGCGUUUCAUAUUCCAUUUACUUUGUUUCUGUCCCUUUUAUCUUUUAGUGAUCCCUCUCAGUGGGUUAUGUUUCUCCAGUGCCAAGCUUUUUCUCUAAAUCUGCCUUUCCUGCCUUGCUGAGCUAGUCUGGACAAUCCUAAGUGCCAGGACUGAGCAGCCGUCCUUGUUCCAUACAAUGUGAUGACUCGGCUCUGCCAGCCCCACCUGCUCUACAUUGAAAGACACACGAUUUGAAUGGAGAGAGGCAGGCUGUUCAGUCCUGGUACUUCGGAUUCUCCAGAGAAGCUCAAAGCAGCUCAAAGAAGGGAAUGGCAGCUUUAAAACAAGAACAGUACUGGAGCAACAGAGCCCAGAACCACUCUGAAUGAUUGCAAACACCAUCAAAUAGAAAAGGAAACUGGGACUGCUUAUUGCUUUCAAAUCUCAAAUAGGGAAUCUAAAGGGACAAUUUUUUUUUUCAGAAAGAUAAAAAACAAUAAUUUGGAGUCCUGGGUUUCAGAACUGCCCUUAAAGUCUAUAAUUUCAAUGAUCAGGAGUUUGAUGCUAAAUGCAUUGUUCCUCCCUUACAGCUCCUGUUAGUAAUCCUACAGACUCACAGACUUAUUCAUGCUGUGAUAUGAGAAUCGGUUCAUUCAGAGCAGAUUGAUCUGAUUGUUCAAACUCCCAGCACCUGCCUGGUCGUUGCAAUAAUAUACCUGAACACGGAGCUGGAUUUCUGAACCGCAGAACUAGCGAGAGUAAGAAUAGGCUUGUGAGAAUAGUAGAGGCUGCUGAGAGUGAGGGAGGGUUUUUAGAGACUUGCUCAAUAACCUUUUCAAAAAUAACAUUCCUAAAGUUAACUUUGGUUGCUGCUGAAGAUUAUAGCAGUCCGAGUAAAAACGAAAAUUUUAAACUGCUCCACAGUCCUGUUCAAUCACUAAACUACGGUUCUAUGUAUCCCUGUCUGCAGCAGGUCUAACUAGAAGCAAGGGUUCGACAAAUUCCUUAGUUGUGAUUCCCUGAGUUGUUUGUCAACUAGUCUUUCUACAGGCUUUUGUCCAGUUUGAUUACAUUCCCAGGAAUAGGCACACGCAUUCUCCUACAGAUUGCACAGGAAAUGCUGUUGCACCAGAAUGCAACAACAGUGUUUAAUUCAAGAGAGUUGUGUUUCAAAUAUCACCCCACAUUUAAAAAGGAGGGCCAGUGAUAGUGUUGCUAAUUCUAAUCAGGUAGAUUUUAAAAUAUUAGUUAGCGCUCUUUUUAAAGUAAUUGUAGCUCACAAAAAUAAUGACCUGUUGUGUGAGCUACGUAUUUCUCAAAUGUGUUUUCAUUUUAAAACAUCCGGUAGGCCAACUACUGUUAAAGAAACUUCUCAGUUUCCAUACCACCUUCUCAGGACGCAUGUUACACUUACUGCGUCGUUUCACCCAGCAAGUCGGUCAAUAGGAGAAGCAGCUGAUUGGUUAAUGACAGGAAAGAAGCCUUUUAAGCGGUGUGGGCAAUUUCACCCUGCAGGUGACCAAGGAAGUGUAACACUAUUUGAAAGCAUGGCUUGCAAACAGAGAUUUCUUCAACCAAGUGUAGUACCAGAUAUCAUGUUUUAAGACUAAAUUACAUUCUUUUAAAAGUCCACAGUUGAGACCGAUGGAAGGGUGCAGGUAAGAUUUAUGGAGUUACUUCGUUAGCUACAGUACAACCUCUUUCAGGGGAACGCUGCACUCCCUAUUGUCUGUUUUUACUUGUUCUGAGUGCUGUGAAGAGGUUUGAGUUUUGAAAUUACAGAGAGGGACCUACAAGGGAUCAGUGUGACCAACAUAUUAGAUACAUGACUGACAGGGUGAUUCAUAAGAAAAAAAACAUUGUUAUAGACCAUGAACAUUGUUGACUAGGUUCUGCGUGUUGGUUUGUCCAUUUCAAGUAUUCGCCAGUAAAAAUGAACCGUUUUUCUGCCACAUUGCUUUAACCCAGGGGUUCUCAAACCCGGUCCUGGGGACCCCCUGUGUCUUCUGGUUUUUAUUCCAACUGAGCUCUCAAUCACUUAACUAAACCCUUACUUGAAUUAACAAUUUGUUUAAUUAGUCCUUUUUAAUUGUUUUCAUCUCCUAAAAAGCUGCAGAGUUCAAGUGGUUAUGCAACUAUUUAAGAUCUGAAAAUAAUUAAAAAUGUCUAAUUAAGCAAAAUAGGAGACUGUGUGGUCCAGUGGUUAAUAAAUUCCUUCACUUGCAUCCAAUAUUUAUUCAGACACUAUAAAUUCCAAUAUCUAUAGUUUUAUAUGUGCUGUGUGGUCGAGUGGUUAAAGAAACGGGCUUGUAACCAGGCGGACCCCGGUUCAAAUCCCACCUCAGCCACUGACUCAUUGUGUGACCCUGAGCAAGUCACUUAACCUCCUUGUGCUCCGUCUUUUGGGUGAGAUGUAGUUGUAAGUGACUCUGCAGCUGAUGCAUAGUUCACACACCCUAGUCUCUGUAAGUCGCCUUGGAUAAAGGCGUCUGCUAAAUAAACAAAUAAUAAUAAUUAAGCGUAUAGUUAAGUAAUUGAGAGCUCAGUUGGAAUAAAAACCAAAAGGCACGGGUUCCCUGGGACCUAGUUUGAGAAGCAAGAAACCAUCACCUACAUCAACACAUCCAUCAGAUACACUUAAAUAACAUUCUACUAUAAAACAUAUUCACAAACACAUGGCUGUCUGUCUGCUUUUAAACCUGAAAUGAAAUGUUACCAUUUAUGAAUCGCCCUGUCUAUCACUGUACUUUUGCCUUGUCGUUUUGUGUGUCUGUCUGUGCAAUUCAAGAACUUGAAAGUUUUAAUAAAAAAUAAAAUUUAAAUAAAGGUGA